AUGCAUAGGAUGUUUCAACGAGCGUACACUUCCAUGAAGGAAAACACGUUUGUUAGUUACGCAAAAGUUGCGACGGUUGGAGGAUUUUGUGACAUUGAUAUGAUACUUGUAAAAGCUACAUCACCUGAAGACAUACCUCUUCGUGAUCGGUAUGUCCUCCAACUACUAAAACUCUUUGCGGUUUCACCCCCUUCUUAUCGUACUUUUGCGUCUAGCAUUUCUCGACGGUUUAGCAAGACAAAAUGCUGGAGAGUUGCUCUAAAAUGCCUAAUUCUUCUUCACCGUUUACUUAGAUCAUCCCCUUUUAACAGCCCAUUUAGAACAGAACUUUUAUGGGCCCGUUCCAAUGGUUAUCUGUCUCUAAAUCCAUGUCCUUUUCGUGACACUUCCUCGUCUAAUUCCCACGAUUACACACACUUCAUUUGUUCUUAUGCUAAUCUUCUAGAUGAAGCAUUAAAUUGUCUCCCAAUCAAUGGUGAACAAGAAUACGAGGAUCCAGAAGCAAAAACCGAAGAUGAACAAGAAGAAGAGGAAGAAACGAUAUUUCAAAGUUUUCCAGACAAAAUGAAACGAGUCGGUGAUAAACUAGAAUUCUUACCACAACUUCAAAGCCUAAUUGAUCGUGUGAUCGAAUGCAAACCACAUGGAGCAGCUGCAAGAAGCUUUCUUAUACACUCUGCCUUAAAAUAUAUCGUUCGUGACAGUUUCUUUUGCUAUACAAGUUUCUGUAACGAAAUUAGUGCAGUAUUAGAUCAGUUAAUCCAAUUACCUUACAGAAGCUGUAUGAUAGCUUUUGGUGUAUACAAAAAAGCUGCAGUUCAAGCCGAUGAUCUUUCAGAAUUCUACGCUUGGUGUAAAUCCGUUGGGCUUUGUGGAAUCUACGAAUACCCUUUUGUUGAUCGGAUCCCAGAAAUCCAAAUUCAAGCUCUAGAAAACUUUCUUAACGGUAUGUGGCAGUUAACAGACUACUCUUGUUCUUCAACUGGUUCUCCAGUUGCUUCCAGUAACGAGUCAUUAUCAUCGAGCACGAUAGAAGAUGAUCAUAAACCACUAGUGAGGUUCAACGACUGGGUUCAGUUUGAGGAUGAUGUAAAGAGCAACGAAAAAACGAUUGUCCAACAUGAGACGUACAACCCAAAUAAUAGUGUUGUGAGCUGGGAAGUUCUGUUGGAGGCUUCAGUGAUUCUUGCACCACUUUUGGUUUCAAAUAAUUCGUUUUAUUUUGAGCCCGAAAACAGAGGCAGAACGUCGAAUGGGUCGAAUGAUUUGCAGAUACAAGUGUAUAAUCCUUCUGUGCUUAACCCAUUUCUUCAGUCCAACUAUACAUACAAUGGUUUUGUUGUAUGA
Molecule: messenger RNA, 1347 nt
Organism: Erigeron canadensis
Lineage: Eukaryota; Viridiplantae; Streptophyta; Magnoliopsida; Asterales; Asteraceae
Product: putative clathrin assembly protein At1g03050
Exons: 1
Coding region: 1-1347 (448 amino acids)
Biological process (GO): clathrin-dependent endocytosis; vesicle budding from membrane; clathrin coat assembly
Cellular component (GO): clathrin-coated pit; clathrin-coated vesicle
Molecular function (GO): SNARE binding; 1-phosphatidylinositol binding; clathrin heavy chain binding
Source: RefSeq, a predicted model, not a curated record